GCUCCCGCUCCCUCUCCGCUUUAAAGUCUCAGCCAGGAUCCAGGCUCACAUGUUACUUCCUGUAUGGAAGAAUGGAAAGGUUCCAGCAGCAGCUCCUGCCUGACUCUGCCUCGCCAGCUUUCGCCGGAGCCCCAACUUCCAGCAGCGGGAUGGAUUGAAAGCAGCUCCGGGCAGCCCGACUCUCCGCCGCCGCCUUUUCCCUUCUUGCUCCGGGCUGCUCCCCAUCAUUUGGGAAGGGAACAAAAAAACCCUCCCGCUUCUGCCGCGCUCUGAACUGCCGUUCGCAGGGAUGCCUUUUCCCCUUUGGCCUGCCGAGAGGCUGCCCGCAUGAAGAGUCCGAGCCUGGCCGAGGCGCUUUUUCUCCAGCCAUCCCCGUCGCCGCCGGGCUCUUGGCGGCUUGGAGCGAAGUUGUGAGCUCCGGGGCGCCCGAGUUUCUCCCCCCCGCAGCGGUUCGCUUUGGCUUCCGAGGCCCUUGAGCGGCGCUGCCUCUGCUCAACUCUGGGACUCGCACGUCUUUGCACCCAAGCGGGGUGAUCCCAACCCGUGCAACUCGGGGAGCGGAAAGCGAAGAAGGGGGCCGCUGCGUUAUUGCGCUUCGGGAGUGCGAGAAGGACGGGAACGGUGCGGAGCUUGGGAAGGGGGGAACGGCCGUCAAAAGAAAAUAAACCCAAGAAUUGUUCUCCUUUUGUUUGCAGCCGAAGGGGGGGGAGGGAGGGAAGUGUGCAAGUUUGGUCGCCCUCCACAAGUUUUGCGUGGGAUUUUUUUGUUGUUGCGUGUUGCCUUUUUUUAAAGAGGGGGAAUGCGUGUGGGUCUGUGGAAUCCUCGCCUUUUUUGUUUUUAAACCCGUUUCAAGAACGCUCCCCACCCCCCCUCUUGCUUUAAUUUUUUCUUCUUCUCCGAUGUGCGGUUUUGGACAUGCGGAGGCUACUACAACCGUGUUGCUGGAUCUUUUUCUUGAAAAUUACCAUCUCCGUGCUCCAUUACGUGGUGUGCUUCCCCGCUUUGACUGAAGGUUAUGAUGGCCCCCUGCAUGAAAGUCGACACGGCAGUUUGGUGCAGAUCCGGAGGCGGAAGGCAUCUGGAGAUCUUUACUGGGCAUAUUCAGGGGCAUAUGGACCCGAGCAUUGGGUUACUUCAAAUGCGGAUUGUGGGAGAACUCACCAAUCUCCAAUUGACAUCAUAGAUCAUCAGGCACAUGUUGGAGCGGAAUAUCAGGAAAUACGCCUGGUUGGCUUCGAUAAUGAAUCUUCUAACAAGACUUGGAUGAAAAAUACUGGGAAAACUGUUGCCAUCCUUCUAAAGGAUGAUUAUUUCAUCAGUGGUGCUGGACUACCAGGAAGAUUCAAAGCAGAAAAAGUUGAAUUUCACUGGGGCCAGAGUAAUGGAUCUGCUGGCUCAGAGCAUAGCAUCAAUGGGAGGAGAUUCCCAGUUGAGAUGCAGAUUUAUUUUUACAACCCCGAUGACUUUGACAGCUUCGGGACAGCCAUCCAGGAAAAAAGGAUCAUAGGAACCAUGGCUGUGUUUUUUCAGGUCAGUCAGAGGGACAAUCCAGCACUUGAACCUAUUAUCCAUGGGCUGAAGGGGGUCGUACAUCAUGAAAAAGAGACCUUCUUGGAUCCUUUUGUGUUAAGGGAUCUCCUGCCAGCAUCUUUGGGAAGUUACUAUCGGUAUGCAGGGUCACUGACUACACCUCCAUGUAGUGAAAUUGUGGAAUGGAUUGUUUUCCGAAUGCCUGUCCCCAUCUCUUAUCGGCAGCUGGAAGCUUUCUAUUCCAUAUUUACCACGGAACAGCAAGAUCAUGUCAAAUCUGUGGAAUACCUACGGAAUAACUUCCGGCCUCAGCAGAGCCUGAAUAACAGGAUUGUUUCCAAGUCAGCUGUGAAGGAUGCUUGGAACCAACUUUCAACGAGCAUGUUCGAAAACCCACUGGGCACUGAAGCCUCCAAAGUUUGCAGUACCCCUCCUGUCAAUAUGAAAGUGAAACUCGUUAACAGAACAGCCUUGCUGGUGACCUGGAAUCAACCAGAGAUUAUCUAUCAUCCACCCAUUAUGAACUAUAUGAUUUCCUACAGUUGGAGUAAAAAUGAAGAUGAAAAGGAGAAGACGUUCACUAAGGACAGUGACAAGGACCUGAAAGCCAUCAUUAGCCAUGUCUCACCUGACAUCCUUUAUCUGUUCAGAGUUCAAGCAGUUUGCCGAAAUGACAUGCGCAGUGAUUUUAGCCAGACAAUGCUCUUUCAAGAUAACACAACUCGAAUUUUUGAGGGGACCAGAAUAGUAAAAACAGGAGUGCCGACAGCUUCUCCAGCACCUUCAGCCGACAUGGCUCCCAUCAGUUCUGGGUCUUCUACUUGGACUUCCUCUGGCCUCCCCUUUUCUUUUGUCUCCAUGGCAACGGGGAUGGGGCCUUCCUCUAGCGGGAGCCAGGCUACAGUGGCUUCCGUGGUCACUAGCACCUUACUGGCCGGUCUAGGAUUUAGUAGCAGUGGUAUUUCUUCUUUCCCUAGUACGGUGUGGCCAACCCGGCUCCCGACCUCUGCCUCGACUAAUAAACAGUCGGCCAGGCCAGUGGUGGCUACCACCGAGGCAUUGUCUUCUCCAGCACCAGACAGUGAUUCUGCUCUCCCAAAAGACAAUGAAGGAGCUGAGGAUGGAGAGAAAGAUGAAAAAAGUGAAAGCGAGGAUGGCGAAAGAGAGCACGAAGAAGAGAGAGAAAAGGAUUCCGAGAAAAAAGAGAAAAGUGGGGUGACCGAAGCUGCUGAAACACAGGAUAACAGUGAAGCUGCAAACACCACUCUUUCUCCCAACAGAACUAUGGAGCAGGGAGGAAAUGAAACUAUAUCUGAUCAUGAGCAAAGCCAAAAUAUUGUACCAACAGGUAGGACUCCUGCAAGCCGAGAAGGACUUACAGGAAUAGACACUGCGUUCAAUACAGUCAGAUCCACCCAAGUGCCGACACUAUUCAUUCAUGAACAAUACACUGGUGAGAUUCCAAGAAGACCAGAAACAGCAUCAACAUCUUUACCAAAAGAUAACAGAUUUAUUACCAUUUACCCAGCAGACAAGAAUAUUUCCAGCAUGACCAACAGACCCACUCGUGGCAAAAUGGAAUGGAUCAUUCCUCUCAUUGUGGUCUCAGCCUUGACAUUUGUGUGCCUAAUCCUUCUUAUUGCUGUGCUAGUUUACUGGAGAAAAUGUUUCCAGACAGCUCAUUUCUAUGUAGAAGACAGCAGUUCUCCUCGGGUGGUACCAAACGAAACCGUCCCCAUCAUUCCCAUCCCAGAUGACAUGGAAGCUAUUCCUGUCAAACAGUUUGUGAAGCAUAUCGGUGAAUUGUAUGCCAACAACCAGCAUGGGUUUUCAGAAGAUUUUGAGGAAGUGCAGCGUUGUACAUCCGACAUGAACAUCACCGCUGAACAUUCCAAUCACCCCGACAACAAGCACAAAAACAGAUACAUCAACAUUUUAGCAUAUGAUCAUAGUCGAGUGAAACUAAGACCUUUACCAGGAAAAGAUUCAAAGCACAGCGACUACAUUAAUGCCAAUUAUGUUGAUGGUUACAACAAAGCGAAAGCCUACAUUGCCACCCAGGGCCCUUUAAAGUCAACAUUUGAAGAUUUUUGGAGAAUGAUUUGGGAGCAAAACACUGGAAUUAUCAUCAUGAUUACAAAUCUUGUGGAAAAAGGAAGAAGAAAAUGCGACCAAUAUUGGCCAAUGGAAAACAGUGAGGAAUAUGGCCACAUCAUUGUCACACUGAAGAGCACAAAAGUACAUGCUUGUUACACUGUCCGCCGCUUCACAGUCAGGAACGCAAAAAUGAAAAAAGGGAAUCCCAAAGGACGUCAAAACGAAAGGACAGUCAUUCAGUACCAUUACACACAGUGGCCUGACAUGGGAGUACCUGAAUAUGCACUUCCCGUGCUGACGUUUGUGAGAAGAUCCUCUGCAGCCAGAACUGCUGAGAUGGGUCCAGUAAUUGUACAUUGCAGUGCUGGUGUUGGCAGGACUGGUACCUACAUUGUAAUAGACAGCAUGCUGCAACAAAUAAAAGACAAAAGCACAGUUAAUGUCUUGGGUUUCCUGAAACACAUCAGGACACAGCGCAACUACCUCGUCCAGACGGAGGAGCAGUACGUUUUCAUUCAUGAUGCCUUGUUGGAAGCCAUUCUCGGGAAAGAGACUGAAGUUUCUGCCAAUCAGCUACAUAGCUAUGUCAACAGCAUUCUCAUACCUGGCAUUGGAGGCAAGACUCGACUAGAGAAACAGUUCAAGCUGGUUAUGCAAUGCAAUGCAAAAUACAUAGAAUGCUUUAGUGCCCAAAAAGAUUGCAACAAAGAGAAGAACAGAAACUCAUCAGUAGUGCCAUCUGAGCGAGCAAGGGUAGGACUAGCACCAUUACCUGGCAUGAAGGGAACUGAUUACAUUAAUGCCUCGUAUAUCAUGGGCUAUUAUCGGAGUAAUGAGUUCAUCAUAACACAGCAUCCCCUGCCACAUACAACUAAAGACUUCUGGAGAAUGAUCUGGGAUCACAACGCACAGAUCAUUGUCAUGCUUCCAGAUAACCAGAGUUUCGCAGAAGAUGAGUUUGUGUACUGGCCAAGUCGGGAAGAAUCCAUGAACUGCGAGGCAUUUACAGUCACCCUUAUCAGCAAGGACCAGCUGUGCCUCUCUAAUGAGGAGCAGAUCAUCAUCCAUGACUUUAUCCUUGAGGCUACUCAGGAUGAUUACGUUUUGGAAGUUCGCCACUUUCAGUGCCCCAAAUGGCCAAAUCCAGAUGCCCCAAUCAGCAGUACUUUUGAGCUUAUCAAUAUAAUCAAGGAAGAGGCCUUAACAAGAGAUGGCCCAACCAUCAUUCAUGAUGAGUAUGGAGCAGUGGCAGCUGGAACAUUAUGUGCUCUGACUACCCUGUCUCAGCAACUGGAGAAUGAAAAUGCUGUUGAUGUUUUCCAGGUGGCAAAAAUGAUCAAUCUGAUGAGGCCUGGCGUAUUUACAGACAUUGACCAGUACCAAUUUCUUUACAAAGCAAUGCUAAGCCUGAUCAGCACUAAAGAAAAUGGAAAUGGCCCCAUGGCAAUGGACAAAAAUGGUGUUGUUAUGGCCAGUGAAGAAUCAGAUCCUGCAGAAAGUAUGGAAUCUCUUGUCUAAAAGGAAUACUUAAAGGCACUUAAUUUGUGGAAUUUCUGAAGACUGAACUUUUUGAGGCCUUUUUUGCCAGACUCUAGGUUAUACAAUAACCCAAUUACUUUUUUACACUGAUAAAAAGUUUUGAUAUUUAUUUUUGCCAUUUUACGUCUUAAUGGUAUCCUACUGAGCAUUUGCACCUCUGUUUAUUUCACACAGUGAAACACAAAUUUUAUCUAGUUUGCACUAUAUGAUCAGUGUUAACUGCCUAUAGAGAUAUAAUACAAAAGAAAACAAACAAAUCCUGAUGACAUUCCAUGAGAACAGACACACUACUUAUUAGUUGAAAUACCAUGAUGUUUAAUUAAUUCUCAUAAGCCUUGGCUUUACAAUCUUGGAUGCUAGGCCAGAGAAAUAUUUUUGAUUCACAUUAAAAAAUGCUGUACCCUUGACAUAUUCCAAUAUUCAUUGUUUAAUUUGCAUACUGCUACAGUUCUUUUGUUUUCCAGUAACAUGGAUGAGUAGUGUUCUUCAUUUUCUCUCAAACUAGUGAUCACUAGAUAAAUUUUGGAAAGCUACUGAAAUUCAGCUUAACAGCUGCUCUGCAUUGUCUGGAAUUUCUCUUUUGACUUCAUAAAGUUCAAUGAAGUGUUUUCUAUGAAACACAUAAAAUUGUAUUCCCAAAAUGCAAAGCAACUCAGAUUUGUGAUUCAAUUUCAGAUCUCGAAUUUAUACUUUCAUUAAUUCCCAGGUGUUUUUAAUCACAUUCUCAUUUCAAGAAAAUAUUUUGAUCAUAUUUCCACUGAGGACAAUUUAAUUACAGUGCAACAAUGUUCAAUCAGAUCAUUUUAUUCCAAAAGUAUUUAGCAAUAUUUCCAAUUCAUACACAAUUCACAUUUACAUGUAUAGUUCCUUAAGUUUCUGGAACGGAACCACUGUCUUUACAGUAUGUUAUAUGAUGGAGAAAAGAAUUUCUUAAUUUCAUAGCUGUUAGAUGCCGUUUUUACAGGUGUGUAAUUUUCAUACUCUAGUGCUAAAACGUACUGAUCCAUAUUACUGGUGAAGCGAUCUAAUAAAAAAAACUACCUAUAAGAUUACAUUCUUCCUCUUUUUUUAACACUAUUGAUUAGUAUGUACUUCCCAAUUUCAUAAUUUCAUUUUUCGAUACUAUACAUAAUAUUCUACAAAAUAAUCCUAUAUGUCUACUCAAAAGUAAAUUACACUGAAUCAAUGUAUAAUAGGAUUACAAAGUUAAUAUGUUUCACUCCCUUUGAAAAAAAAAUCUGCUCAUUAUCUUUUAACAUUUAAUGUUUUGUUCCAAAUAACUUUAAAAAGUUGUGCUUUCCAAACCAUUUGUGAAGCUCAGUUGAAUAUAUGGUUCUCUCACACGGAAGAUCAAUGGCUACUCAGUAGGAAACCAACAUAUUAUCUCCAGUAUCAGAGGCAACAGGCUUCUCAGUUUCAGUUACUGGGGGAAAUGAUGGGGACAAUACUAUUUUUGCUUAUAUUCUGCUUCCGGAUGUGACAUUGGUACUGGUAGAAGAAAGAGCCUUUGAUCUUUAUCAGUACUGCUUUUCCUAUGUUUUUGCAUUGUACAAAUGAGAAAUGAACUAGCUUCUAGUGAAAUACAAUCUUUUUAUAUAAGCUGAAGAUAUAGAGUAACUCAGUAGAUAUGACAGCAUUAGUUUUCAUAGCUAAAGCAAGCCUCCUUUGCACUUUUGGUUGCUAUCCUGAGAGCUCCUCAAGCAUCAGAGAACAGACAAGUAGAUGUUUUCAGGAAAGCCAUUUGAUUCCACCCAAUGGCUAUCUGGAUUAGCUCAAUCAAAAAGCAGUUUGUGUGUUCUCUGAAUGAGUGAGGUUUAUUUAUCUCUGUUUCCAAUUCAAACUAGAUAAAAUAAUGUGCCAGCAUAUGAAAGUAACAAGGUAUGAAAAUGGCAGACUGUAACAAACCAAAGUGAAGUUGCCUCAUUUAAAUGUUCUCUCUUGAGCUGUCAGGGUAGAAGUGGCUGUACUUAUGGAAAAGGAAUCCAGAAUUAAUCAAAAGAAAAAUUUACUGUAAUUGAUAAAAGUAGAUAAAAACUGGACUGUAAGCCAGAAAUGGGUUGUCAGAUAUUCCUUCAUUUAAGGCAAGAGUUCCUACCUAGCCCAUAGAAGGAAUCACAGAAUCAGUUAAACCUUAGCAUUUUCCUAGGUAUUUGGCUGGCAUAUAAUUGUUUUCCCUAUUGUAUGAAUUCCAAUUCUAAAAUGGUAUAUUCCAAACAUUUAUUAACUCAGUAAGAACAAGAUCAUUGUAUAUCCUAUACCUUCAUUUCUUCCUUUAAAAAAAACAUACUUUGAAUAGUUCCUCUAAAGCAGGAACCUAAAGUAGUCAACCUUUUUAUACCUACCGCCCACUUUUGUAUCUCUGUUAGUAGUAAAAUUUUCUGACCACCCACCGG
Messenger RNA from Thamnophis elegans (Western terrestrial garter snake), 7559 nucleotides. It is a transcript of the gene PTPRG, whose product is annotated as protein tyrosine phosphatase receptor type G. NCBI's taxonomy places the organism in Eukaryota, Metazoa, Chordata, Lepidosauria, Squamata, Natricidae. The transcript has 29 exons. Gene Ontology annotation, molecular function: protein tyrosine phosphatase activity; protein binding. Gene Ontology annotation, biological process: protein dephosphorylation. Bases 916 to 5145 code for a protein of 1409 amino acids. The record is from RefSeq and is a predicted model, not a curated record.